CACACUUUUGAGUUUGACAGCUCGUCUGAGAUUGAGAAGAAAGAACGCUGAAAAUAAUGUUUGAACUGAGAUGAAAAUUCAGCAGAACUCAAGAAGAUUGUAGUGUUAAAGUUAUUGGAUAGAGUAACUCACCAGAAGAGAUGAAAUUGCUGAAACCUCCUUGGGUCAACCACGAUGGAAAGCCCAUCUUUGGGAUUGACAUUCAUCCAGAUGGCACCAGAUUUGCUACAGGAGGACAAGGUGAUGAUUCAGGACGGGUCAUUAUUUGGAACAUGGCUCCGGUCAUCCAUGAGAAAGACGAGAAAGAUGAAAAUGUUCCUAAGUUGCUAUGUCAGAUGGAUAACCACCUCGCAUGUGUGAACUGUGUACGUUGGUCAAACAAUGGUUAUUACCUCGCAUCUGGUGGAGAUGAUCGUCUUCUUAUGGUCUGGAAAAUGAUGGGGACUGGAACAUCAUCUGUAUUUGGUUCUAGUGUGAGUAAUGUUGAGCAGUGGAAGUGUUCACAUACACUCAGGCACCAUACAGGAGAUGUCUUAGAUGUUGCUUGGUCUCCCCAUGAUUUGUGGUUGGCUUCCUGCAGCAUUGACAAUACUGUUAUUAUCUGGAAUGCAGUCAAGUUCCCAGAAAUGAUCACAGUAUUGCAAGGUCAUUCUGGUUUGGUGAAGGGCGUUUCUUGGGACCCCAUUGGAAAAUAUGUUGCAUCUCAGUCUGAUGACAAGAGUGUAAGGAUUUGGAGAACAUCAGACUGGAAGGAAGAAACAGCUGUAUUCAAACCAUUCAAUGAGUGUGGUGGUACAACCCAUGUGCUACGUCUAUGUUGGUCACCGGACGGUUUUUACCUUGUUUCGGCCCAUGCGAUGAACAAUCGCGGGCCCACUGCUCAGAUCAUAGAGAGAGAGGGCUGGGAACCUACUAUGGACUUUGUAGGCCAUCGGAAGGCAGUCACUUGUGUGCGAUUUCAUAACAGUAUCUUCACUAAACCAUCCAAGAAGAGCACCAUAAAGGCUCAUAAUUACAGUAUCUGUGCCAUUGGUAGCAGAGAUAGAGCUAUCUCUAUUUGGAUGACGUCACUAAAGCGCCCUCUUGUGGUCAUCCACGAUCUCUUUUCUAAUUCCGUCAUGGAUGUGUCAUGGAGUCUAUCUGGAGGUGAUCUCCUUGCCUGUUCAUGGGAUGGCACUGUUUGUUACUGUCAGUUUGAUAUGGAGGAGAUCGGACGUCAGCUCACUUUGGAGGAACGGAAUAAGAUCCAUGAAGGUCUGUAUGGCAAGAGGGUGUUGUCCAAGAGUCUUGCAUCUAAUACCAUUAUAGAGAACCCUGCCAUGCUUCAGCUGUUACAGCAGCAAAAGGAAAUGAAAGAAGAACAGGAAGCCGCCAAACAGAAGGUGGUCCAUAAUACACCUACCAAGAGGAAUCUACCAGCUAACAGCGUCAUGGAGGGACAACAGUUUGAUGUGAAGAGAAGACAAAUAGAAACAAGAACAAAGGAUGGAAGAAGGAGAAUAACUCCAAUCUUCAUUGCCCCUCAGCAAGGUCCAAUGGGUCCACCCGCUCCGUUUACGACACAUUCAAACUCUGCCUUCUCAAUGAGUGAGAACAAAGAAGAGUCUAGCACAGCCUUCAAAGAGAACACUGACAAGGCCAAGACCAUCAAACAGGAAAUCCCAGAGAAAGACCAGAACCAGAUAGAAAACACUGUACCAGACAAAGUACAAAAGCCACCAUCUGCUCUAGACUCAAGGUUUACAGAGAGAGCCAAAACCCCAACAACAACUCCUGUAACUGCCAGAACUGAUGCUGCCUCAGGCUUCUCGAAAGAGACGCCCUUCACAACGCCAGUAACCGUUCAUGUUCCACGAAGGAAGGAACCGGAACCAACACCGACUUCCAGUGUGACCCCCAUUACUGCCCCACCAGUAGCAGCAGCAGCAGCAUCGGCUUCCACCCCACCAGUAAUAGUCAAGAGAAGCAGGGGAAGGCCUCCUGGAUCCGGAAGAGCUGCUGCUCAGGCUGCUGCCGCUGCAUCUGCUGCUGCUGCAGCCGCUGCUGCAGCAAGGGCCACGCCUCCUGGUCCACAGGGUGUUACAGAGAGAGACACUGCACGAUUACCCAGACGAGGUCUACAGCUUCCUACACCAUCGGUCAACAAGACCAUCAGUACUCAGGUGACCGGCAAGCAAGCCGCUGGAGAGGGAAAGGUCACUAUAGAGGUGGAUAAUGAGGUCAAUGCUGGUAGAUUGACCAUUCAGAAGCUGCGGUGUAUUAAAUCAGGUCAGACUGUUUGGGAGACUAUCCUCACCAGUAAAGCCCUGUCAUUGGUUGCCAAUAGCAAUAUCAUUUGUGUCAGCUGCGAAGAUAAGACCUUAGGAGUGUAUUCACCGUCUGGACGUCGUAUGCUGCCCUCAUUAGUCCUUCCGUCCGUCGGUAGUAGUAUUAAAAUCAGAGGCUACCAUAUAAUGGCUAUCAGUACAUGUGGCAAGCUGUUUGUAUGGGAUGUAAGGAAUCAACAAGCAAUUGUGAACAAAGUUUCUUUGGAGACCAUUAUAGAGCCAAGUAUCUCAAUCUCCAAGUCCUUACUGACUGACCAGGGUGUAGGAGUGAUUGGUUUGUCUAAUGGCAAGUCAUACAUGUAUAGCAACUCAAUGUGCUGCUGGUUAUUAAUUGAUCAGAAAGAGGAUAUAUUGAGAUUGACAUCUGAUCAUCAGCCAUGUCAACCAGCUCAAACUCCUUCUCAUUCAGGAGGACCUCUAUCACACGUACAGGGUACACAACAAAGACCUGGCAGCCAAACAAGGAGUAUGUUUCCUGGUAAUCAUAAUCUCCAGAAAGCUGCCACCCUUACUCACCUUGAGAAUCAAGUAUCUGCUGCCCUCGCUCUCAAAUCUCCCAAGGAGUAUCGUUUCUGGAUUCUUACCUAUGCUAGGUAUCUUGUACAAGAAGAAUGUGAAGGUAGACUGAGAGAGCUGUGUAAUGAUCUUCUAGGGCCAUUCUAUCAGGGAGACCAAGAAGAGGGUGGUUGGCAAUCAAGUAUUCUGGGCCUUUCCAAGAGAGGUCUUCUCAAGGACAUUCUGCCCAUCCUAGGGACAAAUCUCAAGCUGCAGAGACUGUAUUCAGAAUAUGAAGACCAGCUGGAGAUGGCUCCUAGGUGAUGAUCAUAUAGAGGGCGCCCGUCAUGAAAUGAUUCUGAUGUUAACCUUAACUUUAUUUUGAUAAGCUUCACAUUUCCAGACUACUACAAAGGGAGCUUUGGAUUUCUUGUCUAUGAUGCAGAAUCUUCUGAUUUGAUGAAAUUGGCCUUACUACGCAUGACUAAGCAUAAGAAUACAGGGGUAAGGGAUAGAGGAUUUACCCAUCAUGGGCUCGGUUGUGAAAUCUAAGGCUUCCUAAUGUUUGAAGACAUGACAUAUACCAUCUGCGAAUUGAUGAGACUUAAUGGGCCUUGAUACAUGAUACAAAUCUGUGGAUUGAGUGGCUAGAUUGAUCAUGCAGUUUUACCUCCAUGUAGAUUGAGUCUCUUUACACAUUAAACAAUCUUAUGGAGUAGAAAAUUUGGUCUUUGAAAUUUUGCAAGAGUAAAGUCAUGAAGCAUUUCUGCAAUUUGAAUUUAUCUCACAAUGUGUUGAAGUAAUGACCCAGGAUGCACCUUGGCCCCCAGCUAGUUAGGGUUAAAUUGGCGUAAACCACAGAUUGAUAGUUUAGAAUCAGGCCUAUUCAAUUUUCUUUUCCAUCUUUUAAGAAUUAGAAAAGGGCCAAAGAAACAAAAGAACCGUACAGGAUAAAUUAAGUGUUAGCAUUCUGUUAUGCCCAUUAGUUUAGAACAAACUUAAACCACAGCCUCCAUAAACCAGAAUUCAGAAUAUAGACUUAAGAAUUGUUUUAAUCAUCCAAUCAUAAUUUGCAACAAACGAUAUUGAUGAACUUCUUAUUGGCUAGUGACCUUUAAUUGUUUUUGUAUUAAAAAUAGAAUAAUGAACUGAAUAUUACUGUAUCAAAAUUUAGAAACAAUGCAUUGAUCAUGCACUGAAUUGAUCCAAGUUGAGAACAAUGUGCACCUUUUUACCAUGUGUUUGGUAUCAGAAUCUCCUUUGCAGGCAUCUGUUAGUAAUUGAUCUUGCAGGGGCUGAUAAGCCCCCCCCCCUCCCUCUCCCCUAUUUUUGUUAGGGGAGGGGAAUAACAAAUUUGUGUUGUUGUUUUUUUUGGGGGGAGGGUGGUGUGUAACUUUUGGUUUCUAUCACACAAACUCAUUAAAAUUGGUGGAGAUAACACUGCAAUACACAUUCAUGUAUGCAAUUAGGAUUUUUAGACAUAUAUUUUCCAGACACAAGGCUGAAUAGUUAUCCAUCAAAAGGUGUGUUUAUACUACAUUUGCAUAGGUAGAAUAGGUGUUUUAUAUGCUCAUGGGAAUUGCAAGUGAGUGCUCUUUAUGCUUCUUUUUGUAAAGACAAAUUCGGGCUCUGCGGCUAAAUUUGCAAAGCUGCGCUUAGUAUGUUGCAUUGACCCGGGAGGAGACGUCAAGUUGGGGUGCA
Lytechinus variegatus (green sea urchin) is the source of this 4523-nucleotide messenger RNA. RefSeq names its product protein HIRA-like (gene hira). Gene Ontology annotation, cellular component: HIR complex; nucleus. The coding region runs from base 141 to 3146 and encodes 1001 amino acids. The record is from RefSeq and is a predicted model, not a curated record. Gene Ontology annotation, biological process: chromatin remodeling; regulation of DNA-templated transcription; DNA-templated transcription. Gene Ontology annotation, molecular function: nucleosome binding; protein binding. Lineage: Eukaryota; Metazoa; Echinodermata; Echinoidea; Temnopleuroida; Toxopneustidae. The transcript is spliced from 27 exons.